CUCUUCUUCUGCUCCUCUCCCCUCGCUCUGCGCAUCACUGCACACCUCUCACUCCUUUUCCCUUCUCUUUCUCUGCUCCCAACUUUUCCCUUUCCUCCAACCCAGCCCCUCUCACCCACUCUAUGAAGCACUGAUUCACCACUGGAGACCCCCAACCUGCAGCAGGAUCAGGACCCCCGCCCCACACCUGGGAUCCCCAUUCUGCAUAAUGCCCCUCCAGAUAUUCUGCACCAUCUCCUUCUCCAACGAGGAAGCACCAAGAGAUGCCACAGCAGCUGGGAGAGGAGAGAACGGAGCCGAUGAGUUCCUGUACGGGCAGAAGGAGGAAGAAGAGGAGGAAGAGGAGGACACAGGGGCAGCCACAGACUUCGUGGCCUUUGCCAGCAGCUGCACACUGCACGGGCUGAGCCACAUCUUCGUGGAGGGCAGCCUGGGUGUCCGGCAGGCGCUCUGGGCGCUGGCUUUCCUCCUGUCCCUCUCCGUCUUCCUCUACCAGGUGGCCGACCGCAUUGUGUACUACCUGGAGUACCACCACGUCACACUGCUCAGUGAGGAGGACAGCCCCGAGAUGACUUUCCCCGCCGUCACCUUCUGCAACAUCAACCGGGUGCGGGUCUCGCAGCUCAGCCACGAGGACCUGCUCUACCUCGCGCCCCUGGUUGAUUACGAGCCCGGGAUGGAGCUGGGCUUUGUCCCAGCCCAGUUCAGCUCUUGGGAUGAGGAUGAACCCCUAAAUUUGCACGGGUUUUUUAACCGCACUUGCCACCAGCUGGAGGACAUGCUGCUGAGCUGCAGCUACCGGGGCGAGCAGUGUGGCCCCGGAGACUUCGUGGCGGUGAGUAGCCCUGUCCCACUGCUCUGGGGACCAGAUGGUGGCACAGUUCUUUUGCCUGGCACAGUCAUCUCCUGGCUCCUGUCGCCCCUUACCUGCCCUACAAUCGCACCUUCUCCUCUCCCCUUUCCAUUACCUGGGACUGCUCAGUAUGACGAGCGCUGCGUUCGCAGCUUGGGAUGGGGAAAAGCAAAGCCCUGGGCAUAGAGCAGGCUCCUGGAGGAUUCCUGCUGCCUGUCUCCUGGCCUCAUAAGGAGAGGGAAGGGACCAGGGAGCAGCUCCCACCAGCAUCGUGUCAGAUCAGCCACAAUGGGUGAUGCUGUCCAUGCUUGGAGACAGGCACCCAGGCAUCCUGGUGGUGUUGGUGUUGAUGAGACACCUCCAUCCUCAUAUCCCCACCACACCUCGGGAUUUGGGCUUGGUACUGUGCAGCCUGCAGCCUGCUGGCCCCAAAUGAUCCCUUUGCCAGUGGCAGCUCAGCAGCAUGGAGCUGUGCUGGCAGCCUGAGGUGAGAGCUGGAAUGGGUAAGAGGAGAGGUGGGGGGGGGGUGUUGAGGAUCUUAUCCAGCCCCCAUCUGUGGGACUGGAGGCGAUGGGGCAGAUACUGGUGAGGGCACAGGGCUGAGUGCCGCAGUCCUGGUGCUGCGGGAUCAGAGUGCUGCAAAUCUGCAAAGCAUCUUCACUGACCUGCACCCACCGCCUUGGUGGGGAUCUUGUCCUUCUAUCAGGGCAAAGGCAGCUCCGAUGCUAAGAGACCCCAUGGGGCAGGGGUCUGGGUCUGGCUGUUCCCCAGGCUGGGCAUGGCUGCAUUCUGGGAUGGGUUCUGGCUCCAUAUUGUAGUUCCAGUGGCAGUCUGGUGCCAGCAGAGGGGCCCCAGCCUCAGCCUUGUGUCCUC
Lagopus leucura (white-tailed ptarmigan) is the source of this 1726-nucleotide messenger RNA. RefSeq names its product acid-sensing ion channel 4-A-like. The transcript has a single exon. The record is from RefSeq and is a predicted model, not a curated record. NCBI's taxonomy places the organism in Eukaryota, Metazoa, Chordata, Aves, Galliformes, Phasianidae. Bases 209 to 1039 code for a protein of 276 amino acids. Gene Ontology annotation, cellular component: membrane. Gene Ontology annotation, biological process: sodium ion transmembrane transport.